Molecule: messenger RNA, 3867 nt
Organism: Linum trigynum
Lineage: Eukaryota; Viridiplantae; Streptophyta; Magnoliopsida; Malpighiales; Linaceae
Source: the annotation of a GenBank genome assembly
AUUUUAACUGUAUUUUAAUAAUUCUCGUAAUUUAUCCUAAUUCUCAUAUUUUACACGUAGUUUCCUCGUCUCCUCGACGACAGCCGAUAAAACUCUUAUACUUUGAUGAUUGAUAUCUAACAUAUUUCCCCCCAAUUUGUACUAUUUACUGUUUUUCUUCAGCAUACACACUUCCUUGCCUUCUUCCCGAUUUGUAGAUUUACUUCUCCUCUUGCUGGUUCUCUCGAUUUGCACAGCCUUAUCUUCGUCUUCCCCAAAACCCUAGCUCUUAAGAGCUUUUCUACAUAAGCUCCGAAACAAGGCAUAAUCCGAAUCCCGUAAAUCUUGUUAGAUUCGGGUUGCACUCUCGUCACCCAGCUGCUGCUCUAGGUCCAGUGUUCUUCCCGACAAAAUCAUGGUAACUGUCUCAAUCCCCUGUCUUUUUAAUAAUCUAUUAGAUUCCAAUUUGGACCCAUUUGCAUAUCGAUUCUCUUCGGCUUGGCAUAUUCGAAAGUUACUCAAUGAUCUCCACUUCGUCGUCAAUACGUAGACAAGACUUUCAUUGAGGUCGGAGUUGGAACACAUUAUGUAACCCGUUCGUGGGUAGUUUCCGUUGAUUUCCGCUCAAUUGGAGAGAUAUCAAAUACGUUCGGCAUAUGAUGAAUUUGAGUGUUUGACUACCUUAGGCAUUGUUCGUGUUACUUCCAAAUCUUGGGACUCCUUUCCAAUGUUGUGGUCUUUUGGGGUUACUGAAAGAUUCUUCCUUUCCGUUUUGGGAAUUCCGAAUUUCUGAUGGGUACUUAGCUUUUUGCUUUUGUUUUUUUCGUAUCUGGAAUGCAUAUGGAACACGAUCAAUUGCAGAAAGACCCGAUGUAAUAUUUAAAUCCGAAAGAAACGAUGGCAUUUUCAUGCUUGCUAGAAGUAGCUGCACUGAGCUUGCUUUAGAUAUGAAGUUUGAGUCUUAAAUAGCAGAGAUAUUCUGCAUCAUUUCAGAACUUGAUUUAUGCUGAACCUUUUGUCGAACUUAGUGUUCUCUCUUUUUGUUAUUUAAGCAGGAUGAGAAUAAAACUCGGAGCAAGCAUUCCCUUUUGUUAGUGUAUCAGAGCUUUGGCAUAGUGUUUGGGGACUUGGCCACUUCCCCUCUCUAUGUCUAUAGAAGUGCAUUUGCUGGAAGGUUGCGCCAUUAUCAAUCUGAAGAGGCAGUUUUUGGGGCUUUCUCCGUCAUAUUUUGGACCCUCUCUUUCUUUUCAUUGUUUAAAUAUGCCGUCUUCAUGCUUAGUGUAAAUGAUAAUGGUGAAGGUGGAAUUUUUGCUCUAUAUUCACUUCUUUGCAGGCAUGGGAAGUUUUCUUUGCUCCCUAAUCAACAAGCUUCAGAUGAGGAGCUUUCAACUUAUCAGCAUGCGGGUUACUCAAAUAGAAGUGUGCCUGCCUCUUCGUUCAGAAGGCUUCCUGACCGUGAUAAGAAGUCAAAGUUAGCUCUACUUAUACUGGUCCUGAUGGCUGCUAGUAUGGCCAUGACUCUUGGUGUCCUUACACCAGCUAUAUCUGUUGUUUCAUCCAUCGAAGGACUCAAAGUUCAAUCCAAUGAUCUGAAUCACAGAAUUAUGGUUGCCCUUGCAGGUGUUUUAUUACUCAGCCUUUUCGUUCUGCAAUAUCAAGGCACACAUAAGGUGGCUUUCAUCUUUUCUCCAGUUGUUCUUCUGUGGCUGUUGUCCAUUGCCGCUCUUGGUGUCUACAACAUCAUGCACUGGAAUCCUAGAAUAUACGAGGCUCUUUCUCCAAUAUACAUCUACAGGUUCUUCAGACUCACUGGAAUCGAUGGUUGGAUUUCUCUUGGAGGUGCAUUAUUAUGUAUCACUGGAAUUGAUAUUUUGUUUACUGAGGUUGGCCAGUUUUCAGCUUCAUCGAUAAGGGUUGCUUUCUGCUUCUUUGUAUACCCAUGUUUAGUUCUUCAAUAUAUGGGACAAGCUGCAUUUCUUUCAAAGAACUUCUCUGCUAUAUCCUUGAGUUUCUAUGCGUCAGUUCCAGAUGCAGUUUUCUGGCCAGUUUUAGUUAUAGCAAUUCUGGCUACAGUAGUUGUUAGUCAAGCUGUGUUAUCUGCCACAUUUUCCACUGUCAAACAGUGUCAUGCGCUAGGGUGUUUCCCUCGUGUCAAGAUUGUGCACAAAUCAAAGUGGAUUGAUCGUCAGAUAUACGUCCCUGAGAUAAACUGGAUCCUUAUGGUUCUCUGUUCGGCAGUGACUCUGGGUUCUCAAGAUACCACCCGCAUCGGAAAUGCCUAUGGGAUAGCAUCAAUGACUCUGAUAUUCAUCACCACAUCCCUAAUCUCCUUGUCCAUCUACUUCGUAUGGCACAAGGGUCUCGCUCUCGCCCUUUCAUUCUUCAUCCUCUUCGGAACAAUCGAGCUGACCUUCCUCUUCUCAUCCUACAUAAGAAUCCUCCAGGGUGGAUGGGUUCCACUUCUUCUCUCUUCCAUCUUCCUGUUCACCAUGUUCGUGUGGCACUACGGCAGCAGAAAGAAAUACUUGUAUGAUCAAAACCACAAGCUUCCCAUGAAAUGGAUCCUCACUCUUGGUUCAGAUCUCGGCAUUGUAAGAGUCCCUGGUAUAGGUCUCAUAUACACUCACUUAGCAAACGGAGUCCCUGCCACUUUCUCCCAUUUCCUAACCAAUUUACCAGCAUUCUACCAAAUCAUUGUCUUUGUCUGUGACAAAACUGUCCCUGUUCCUUUUGUCCCACAAAAGGAGCGAUACCUUGUUGGAAGAAUAGGCCCUAAAUCCUACAGAAUGUACCGUUGUAUCGUCCAAAAUGGGUACAAGGAUGUUAAUGAAAACGAGAACGAGUACGACUUCGAGAAUGCUCUGAUUAUGAGCAUUGCAGAGUUCAUCCAGCUAGAAGCAGAAGGCGGAGGAAGUGGGACACCCGACGGUGGGUCCAUAGGGGGUCGACUAGCUGUUGUCAAAUCUUCUGAGAAUUUUGGGAAGAGAUUUGGGAUCUCAAAGUCUAACGGGUUUGAAGGAACCAGCAGCAGCUCGUUGAACAUAACCAGCAGCAAGUCUGCAACACUGCUGAAGCUGAAGAUGAUGUACGAUGAGCAGGAGUCACCUGAGGUGAAGUUCAAGACGAGGGUACAGCUGACGUUGGUCGAUACGAGGUACAAGGACUCGUUUGUGAAGGAAGAAGUGAUGAGACUGAUGGAAGCUAAGAAGUUCGGUGUGGCGUAUGUGAUAGGGCAUUCGAACAGCAAGGCGAAGUGGAACUCACCGUUCUUGAAGAGGUUCCUGAUCAACAUUGUGUACUCGUUUUUGCGGAAGAACUGUCGCGCGCCUUCGAUAGCUCUGUCGAUUCCUCAGACUUCGUUGAUCGAGGUUGGUAUGAACUACACUCUGUAAGUUUCAGAACUGUUGUUCUAUACCUGUUGAUUCCAGACAGGUGUAUGUAUGUGUAACACUUGUUUGUUGGUUUCAUUGAAGUUCUGGUUUUGUGGAGUUCUUUGCAUUUUGUCCAUCCACAUCAAUUUGAAGAAUCAUCUACAGUUAUUAUAUGAUGUAUUGAUAAAUAGCAGCAGGGGACUGGUUGGUAUGUUCCCCUUUUCAAGAGCGUUUUAUUAUUUGAAAAGACACGAGAAGAUAAUGCAAGCUCGAGUAAUCUCAAAUCUGGCAAUAAUGAAACGGACAAGGCUUCGUUUGUCUAAACUUUUUUUCAUUCCUUGUCUCUCUUUGAAGCAGAAGUUCAAUAGAUUAAUGUGUAUUUUUUUUUUUUUGGAUAGUACAACAAGGAAAUCAAGCAAAAUGAGGAAUGCGCCAAUCACGUUUUCUAUACAGUAACAUUUUUUUAUUACAUUCCGACUGAAUGGCUUCAAUUAUGGAAUUAAAAUUAUUCAUAUGA